This is a messenger RNA of Blepharisma stoltei, 855 nucleotides long. Lineage: Eukaryota; Ciliophora; Heterotrichea; Heterotrichida; Blepharismidae. The record is from the annotation of a GenBank genome assembly.
AUGGGCAAGAACAAAAGAAAUCAGCAGAAAGGCUAUAAUAAUCAAAGAGAGAUGCUGAGCCCUGAAGGAUUUAAAGAUAUGUUUCCUCAUCUUUCUAUAGGGAAAAUAGGAGAAAUAUUAAAGAAAAAUCAAGGGAAAAAUCAAGAAGAAAUAUUGGAUAUUCUAUUGAAAAUAAAUGAAGAAGAGGAAAAGACCCAAGUGGCUAAAAAAGAAAUAAGAGAAGAAAAAAAAGAAGAAAUCACUAAAAAUCCUGAAAUAAAUAAAGAAAAGCUUGAUACAAAACUAUACAAAACACAGCUCUGCACAAAUCUAAAUUGUACAGACUCAGAAUGUUUUUAUUAUCAUGAUGAUUAUGAUUGCAGAAGAAACCUUGAUAAAUACCACUAUAGGCCAAUUCCAUGUUUUAGCACGUAUGAUAAAGGUGAAUGAUUUCACCCAAGUUAUUGUGCUAGAGGAUUUGAUUGCCAUUUCUGUCAUACGCAGAAUGAGUGGCAUUGUCAUCCAGAAUAUAAGAAGAGACCAAAUAAUAAAUUACGACGAAUUCAAGAAGAAAGCAAAAUUUCCAAUAAAAACUCUGAAGAAUUAAAAAAAAUUUUAGAAGACUUAAAAAUAUCAAUAGAAGCAUCAGAUCAGCAAAUUCAUCAAGUGAAAAACGAAAUUGUAGGGAUUGACCAAGAAAUUCAAGGGAUGGCAAAAUUUUUGAAUUGCGGAAAAUGUAUGCAAGAAGAAAUGGAUUGAUUGAUUAUUCCUUGCUGCCAUGGAAUAUGCACAAAUUGUAAACUUACUGCGUAUGAAGCUUGUCCGCUAUGUGGAGCCAUAAUGCAAAGCAGCCAUCCAAUUAAUACUGAUUUUUAA